Clonostachys solani is the source of this 612-nucleotide messenger RNA. NCBI's taxonomy places the organism in Eukaryota, Fungi, Ascomycota, Sordariomycetes, Hypocreales, Bionectriaceae. The record is from the annotation of a GenBank genome assembly.
AUGCAUAGGCCGGUUGGUAGUAUAUCGUACAAUCCCCGUGGCCACGUUGUGGGCAUUGUGGGAUUAGGAAAUAUCAGCAAGCUGCUGGCAUUUAAAGCCAAGACCGCACUGGGAAUGAAAAUUCAUUACUAUGAUAUUAUCCGAGCCCCAGCUGAGACGGGGGCUGAUCUUGAGGCGACGUAUCGCUCCAACCUACACGAACUGCUGUCUGUUGCGGACUAUGUCACCCUCCAUACUCCACUCAAUAAGUAUACCCAGGGCCUCAUCAACAAAGAAGGUUUUGCGGUUAUGAAGGACGGCGCCAGGCUGAUCAAUACUGCUCGUGGACAAGUAGUCGACGAGGAGGCUCCGAUUGAGGCACUCAAGAGCGGGAAGGUAUCUGCGGCGGGACUCGAUGUUCACUAUCACGAGCCACAGGUAUCAAAGGAGCUGGCAGCGAUGGAAAAUGUGACUUUGACAUGCCAUAACAGUGGUGCUGGUAUCACAACACGCAUCAACUUUGAGUCGAAUGCAAUGAAGGAUAUCUUGCAGGUGGUUGGGUCCGACGGAGAAUUUAGCGGUGCUCCUCCUAUCACACCUGUUAAUGAGAUAGUGUUUAAAAGAAGUUCAUAA